Linderina pennispora is the source of this 1178-nucleotide messenger RNA. RefSeq lists its product as uncharacterized. The coding region runs from base 150 to 1115 and encodes 321 amino acids. Lineage: Eukaryota; Fungi; Kickxellomycota; Kickxellomycetes; Kickxellales; Kickxellaceae. The transcript has 13 exons. The record is from RefSeq and is a predicted model, not a curated record.
AGCACUUUGCAUGGGAGCACUAUGAAUUACAACACGCCUAUAUAUGUUAUUUCACUUGUCUUGCUGUGUAUUACCACUGAAUCUGCGGCACAGCGGGCAGUUCCGGUUGAUGGACCGGUAGAAUGGGUGUACUCACAUAUUAGACCAAAAUGGAAUCCUCAUUUUUGCGCCUUGGAUGGUGGCCAAUAGCUAAUAUAAUAUGUGUAGCGGAUUCAUGCGUAUCCCGCCUGGAAGCCAUAGAGUCUCUCAAUUCUCGUGCCGAUGGGAUCAUGUCUCAGCUGACAGCCAUUGAAGAUAACCUUUCGUACUACUGGACUGAGGCCACUGCACAACUGAAGAAAAUCCAGAGUCAGAUGCUGAGUAUUGGCGAAUCUGGGAUCAUGGAUCUCAUAAAUAUGGCAGUUGGGAUGGGCAUGAGCAUGGCGGGAAUGGGCGCAUUUAGCGGAGUUGCCAGACAACUCAUUUCCUACAUAUUUGCGCUAGCCACACAGGCAGCAGAGCAAGGCUUACUCAAUGGCAUCCCUAGAUAUAACAUGUCCAGUAUGUCACAAUGGCAAACCAUGGCACAGGGCUUUAUCCAGAGUGAGAAUGCCGCCGACGUGGCAAUAGCUAAUAUUUCGUUUGUUGGUGGUGAAGCGCAGAAACUUGUGAACCUGUCGUUUGAAAUCGUGCUAAAGAACCCACUGCUCUCGACCAUCGUUGGUGUCGGCAUAUUGGCUAUCUCGGACUAUUCCGGAUGGCAGAGCCAGAUAAGCUCGAGGAAUAGCGUGCUUUCCAAUAGUGCCAGCAGCUUAUACAUAAUGGCCUCGAAUGAGCUGCCAAAUAUAGACCAGGUGGGCAGCUGGCUGCGCUUGCCCGACCAGAUACUCGCCAUUCUCCAGCUGUUUCCGAUUCUGUUCAGUGCAGAGAUGAAUCUGUUUACAUUGAUUUCAUCCGGUGCAAGCUCUUUUUUCAGUUCUAUUCAGGCCAGCGGCAUACUGAGACAUGAUGAACUGCUGCAUUACAAUGACGACCAAUACUUACCCACUCCAACACCACUGGACUGGCAGGCUGGUGAAUCUUUGGGAGUCCCCGUUGCCAACGCUGUUCAUAUAACCCUGUGCCUGCGGUCUUAAUUCGCAGCAUGCAGCCCCGCCUCCUUUCUAGAAUCCCCAUUUCACGUUGCGGUUUUAAUAAAG